Pundamilia nyererei is the source of this 1620-nucleotide messenger RNA. It is a transcript of the gene ttc19, whose product is annotated as tetratricopeptide repeat domain 19. The transcript is spliced from 8 exons. Gene Ontology annotation, molecular function: protein binding. Bases 363 to 1340 code for a protein of 325 amino acids. NCBI's taxonomy places the organism in Eukaryota, Metazoa, Chordata, Actinopteri, Cichliformes, Cichlidae. Gene Ontology annotation, cellular component: mitochondrial inner membrane. The record is from RefSeq and is a predicted model, not a curated record. Gene Ontology annotation, biological process: mitochondrial respiratory chain complex III assembly.
GGGGACAGGUGGUUAACUGAUUGUUCGUCCUCUGGCCGAGUGGACCAUAGCUUGCUAAUUGAACACAGACGCUCUCAGAACCCAAAUCCCGACGUUGGUUUUGAAUAAAUGUAUUUUCUUUUAAUUGAAUGUAUGUUUGCACUUUGUUCGUUCCUCAGCUGCGAGUCUGCACCAACCAAAACACUGUCUUUGGUUAUCAACAUGAAUACUUGAAAGGAACAUAAAAUUAUCUGUCACUAGAAAAACAUGAACUUUCAGACGUACUUAAAGUUCUGUGAGGUCACAAAACCCUGCUUACUCUUUCCCUCCCAGGCUUCCAGACUUUUUGUUCUUAGCGUUUACAUGUGGACGGGAUUAAAAAAAUGAAAAUGGAAAAUCUCAAAAACACUCUUAAACCCACCGUCACAGAGUUACACCUGUGUGAGAGCAGUGGGGUCAGGGGGUCUUCUUCUGUAACAGCAGCAGUACUGACAACUCUGUGUGUGUCUCAGCUCAGCGUGCAUCGGGGUCAGCUGCAGGCCGCCUCGGGGUUCCUCCAUCAGGCCGUUGUUCUCGCUCAUCAGACGCACAACAACCAGGCCAUCAUCUACACCUACAGCCUGAUGGCGAACCUGGCCUACGUGCAGGGUCAGCUGGACAGCGCUGAGAAACUCUUCAAAGCGGCGAUGAGCUUCAUGCUGGCGGGAGGAACUCCGCAGGACGACAAUGCCGUCAUCGAGAUGUCGCUGAAGCUGGCCACCAUCUACGCCGAGCAGAACAAGGCGGAGCUUGCAGAGCACGGUUUCAGGUUCUGUAUGGAGUCUCUGGAGGUGAAACUGGAGAAGCAUAAAGAGCUCCUGGGAGAGGAGCCCACAGAGGAGCAGGAGGCUCUUAGGAAGGAGACCCGCCUCCUGCUCGGGCUGUGUUUGGACUCACGGGCUCGGUACCGAGCGUCCACGCUGCACCUGAAACAGGCUGGACAGGAUUACCAGGACGCCCUGAACAUCUGCUGCCAGGAGCAGGGAGAGACACACCCACAGACCCUUGUGCUGAUGAGCGACCUGGCCACCAUCUUGGAUCUGCAGGGUCACCAUGACGAUGCCCUGGCACUGGUCCGGCGGGCGGUGGAACUGAGCCGCUCAGCCGGACACCCGGACCUCCACGUGCUGCUGGGAAACAUGGCGGGCAUCCUGCUGCACACAGGCCGGCUGGAUGACUCACUGCGGUUCUACCAGGAGGCUCUGGGUCUGGCCCGGCAGGCCGCAGACCAGGAGGCUGUGGACAGGAUCCAGGAGGGACUGAAGGAGGUAAAGGAGAGGAGGAGGCAGGAGGAGGAAGAGGCAGCUGCAACCGCUCAGUGACCCAGGCUCAUCAGAACCGCGCCUCCUCCUUCGACUCCACUUCUUCUUCUGUGGUGUUUGCCCUCUCAUUGGUAGCUCCGAGGACCCGCUCUGUGUUCUGCUGCUCCGCUGAGAAACACCCAAAACCAGCCGGGACUGAAAUCUGCUCCAGAACCAAUCAGAACCAGGACAAAGGUCCAGACCCUGAACACGCCCACCCCUCCCCCAUCAGUGCUGAAGCUGCAGCUCACCUGUGAGCUCACCUGUCAGCAGGAGACAUAAAUAUUUAUGAAGCUGCAAA